Messenger RNA from Procambarus clarkii (red swamp crayfish), 840 nucleotides. The record is from RefSeq and is a predicted model, not a curated record. NCBI's taxonomy places the organism in Eukaryota, Metazoa, Arthropoda, Malacostraca, Decapoda, Cambaridae.
AUGGAGAAAUCCACAUCUUCAACCGGAGCCAGUACCUCUGAAGCAACAAGCCAAUCACCGACCACCUCUACUUCAGGUUUCAACGCCCAAGCCGCCAUUUUCCCGGAGCUUCCGGGAGGACGUCCCACUGCUACUACCAGCCAAUGGGGAGCCAGUUCCCAAACGCCAACCUGCGAUUCGUCGAGCCAGCCAUCAUCCCCGGCCCACACCGACCAACCACUGAACAGCACAGUUCAACUAUUAACAUCGGCGGCCAGCAUGAUAGCUUGCAAUAACCCCCAGGAAUACGUAAGAAUAUUAAAUAUUCUAUACAAAGCAAAUGGUCUUCCAGCUUUCAUAGUUCCAGAAGAAGUCUUCACCAACACCACUUCAAGUUCUCAAGAUACAGUCUUGGUCCCUGACAUCACCGUGAACGCCGCCGUGCUCACGGAUCUACUAUCAACAGCAAAGCCUGCUCCUCCAGCAACUUCAUCACAAGCCACCCAGACGCCGACGCCUCCGCUAUCGACUACUGCUACAGUACCAUCUCUCGUGUGCGAACCCUCUCAACGUCCAAAAUCAGCUGCAACUCCCAUUAAGCCUCAACAGGCAAGAACUGAACCUCCAAGAUUCACUGCAUCUACUCCUGACUCAGCUGACUCAUCAGAUGAGGACGUCUCGGUGGGAACACCACCUCCUCCACUGAAGCAACCCAACACAACAGAAGAUUUCCGGCUGGAAGCUACCUCCAACGAUAGCCUCACCGUAUCAACACGAAGCAAGACCAACAAACACGCCAGGAGGCCUGGGAAGAAGAAAAACACCGACGAUCUGUGUCCGAGUACAUCAAGGAAUCAGUAG